Clonostachys byssicola is the source of this 1203-nucleotide messenger RNA. NCBI's taxonomy places the organism in Eukaryota, Fungi, Ascomycota, Sordariomycetes, Hypocreales, Bionectriaceae. The record is from the annotation of a GenBank genome assembly.
AUGAAGCUGAUGCGCGGCUUGGCCGCUCUGGCGCUUUCUGUAGGUUUUUGCCCGAUAGGUUCAUCUGCAGGACUAUCCUACGCGACGGGGAACAACCAAGACAUCAAAUUCCGAUGGGAAGUGAGCACAGAAUCCAACAAUGUCUACUUCAAGCUCGACGCGCCCGUCGCCUACAGAUGGGUCGCCCUCGGCAUCGGUAACAGCAUGCAGACGGCGGAGAUAUUCCUCAUGUACCAAGACGGCGAAGGAAACGUAACCCUCAGCACGCGAAAAGGACGAAACCACAUCAUGCCCGUAUACGAGGAGAGAUCCGGCGUUGAAUUGAUAUCGGGGUCGGGCGUCUUGAAUGACAGAAUGACGGCCAAGGUGCGAUGCAGCGAUUGCAACAAACUCGACCUGGAAGGCGAAAACAACUGGGUGGCUGCAUGGUUAUCAGGCGAGACAAUACAGUCGACGAGCGUUCAAGAGCCAAUCGAUCAUCAUGAGGGGAGGGACCUAUUCAGCAUCGACCUGGCGAUGGCGGCUACAGGCUCUGAAGUCAAUCCGCUGGCGGAUACCGACGACGACAUCCUUUCGAGCGGUGCCGUGGUAACAGACGCAACGGCUGCUAAAUAUGAUUCCAUCCGCCUGGCACAUGGUAUUAUUAUGACUGUGGUCUUUGUGGCAAUGUAUCCGAUUGGGGCCUUGUUGAUGCCGGUUUUCGGCAACUGGUUCCUCCAUUCCGCCUCGCAACUACUGGCGUUCAUCCUCAUGUGGGCUGGCGUUGGUCUUGGAGCGACCUUUGCUAGGCAAUAUUAUCUCUACGGUAGGCAAGCGCAUACAAUAAUAGGGAGCCUGGUCGUGAUCUUACUCUGCCUCCAACCGGUACUUGGCAUCCUCCAUUCACGGCAUUACGCAAAACACGAGGGACGUGGUCACUUUGGAGUUGUCCACGUUUGGUACGGGCGUUCCCUGAUGCUCCUCGGUGUUCUCAAUGGGGGGCUUGGUCUGCAGCUCGCGGGCCACCGGGGGAGUGCCUGGGUCAUUGCUUACAGCGUUAUUGCUGGGCUCGCUUUUGCCUCCUACUUGGCCUCUAUUGUCUACAGCAUUAGGAAGUACAGUCGCCGGAAGCAGGAACCUUCCGAAGCUGACCUUAAUCGCAAUUGGCCGCCCUCUAAUAUUAGUUUGGAUUCAUAUCUUACCCAAGAAGGCCCGCAUAGAUAG